This is a messenger RNA of Aspergillus japonicus CBS 114.51, 311 nucleotides long. RefSeq lists its product as uncharacterized. The transcript has a single exon. NCBI's taxonomy places the organism in Eukaryota, Fungi, Ascomycota, Eurotiomycetes, Eurotiales, Aspergillaceae. Bases 35 to 253 code for a protein of 72 amino acids. The record is from RefSeq and is a predicted model, not a curated record.
GGGGUUUGACGGGUUUUACCCCCUCCAUGCAUGCAUGCAUGCAUGCGUUGCCAACACAUCAAGAAAUGGAUCUCUCUCUCUCUCUUUUGCCCCCCUCAUCAUCCCCCCCACCUAUCUAGCCUUAGGUAUGCUGUUCAUGCUUGGAUCCUUGACUUCUCGUGAGCUCGUUCGCUCGGGACUUGGCUUUAGUGAGUGGAGGACAAGGAGAGAUCUUGGUUUUGAGGGGGCAGAAGAGAGCAGCAGGUCGGAAUGAAUUGUUUCUGGUUAAUAAUUGUUGUAUCAAGCCUGUAUCAACCCCCCCCCCCCCCUCG